Messenger RNA from Diaporthe amygdali, 954 nucleotides. Its product is annotated as mannosyltransferase. Gene Ontology annotation, biological process: protein N-linked glycosylation. NCBI's taxonomy places the organism in Eukaryota, Fungi, Ascomycota, Sordariomycetes, Diaporthales, Diaporthaceae. The record is from RefSeq and is a predicted model, not a curated record. Gene Ontology annotation, cellular component: mannan polymerase complex. Bases 1 to 954 code for a protein of 317 amino acids. The transcript has a single exon. Gene Ontology annotation, molecular function: alpha-1,6-mannosyltransferase activity.
AUGUUGACGACGUGGCUUCCUUCUUGGUCGCCAAGGCGAAAGUUUAUCGUCCUUUCAUUCGUCGUCGGCUUCAUAUUAUACAAUUGUUGGCGUGCCGCUGCUCCAUUUCGCAGACCAACACUCUUCCUGUCCUCGUCAUCACAAUCAUCAUCAUCUGUCUUCCCAAACAAGAUAUGGUACAAACUUGGCCCAAGGGGAUUAAGCGACGAAGCUCGAAAUUGGACAAAGAGCUGUACUGAGCUGAACCCCGAAUACCAUGCCGAAUUCAUGACAGACACGUCGGCAGACCAAUGGGUGCGUGAUAAGUACGCUCAUCGACCAGACAUCCUCGAAAGCUACCUCAAUCUCACCAUCCCGAUCCUCAAAGCCGACUUUCUUCGCUAUCUUCUUCUACAUGAGGAAGGGGGCAUUUGGUUCGAUCUCGAUGUGUCCUGCGAGGUUCCGAUUGACGACUGGGUCCCCGCUCAAUACCAAAGCAAUACCUCCCUCCUUGUCGGCUGGGAGUUCGACAUGGGCUGGGGCUACGAGAUUAUCCACCAGCUAGAAAGCUGGUCUUUAGCAGCAAAGCCAAAACUACCACAUAUGAUGAUAGCAAUCGAGGGUAUUAGCCAGGAUCUGCACCGUAUUGCCUCAGAGAAAGAAACAACUAUUGGCGGUAUCACGUUAUCUAUGGUUGGUGAUGUUGUUGACUUUACAGGGCCUAGAAGGCUGACCCGAAGCAUCUUUAAAGGGAUACAGCAAGGGUUUGGGUUGAAUGACAUUGAGUUUGUAACAUUGGAGAAGAGUACCUGGUUUAUCAGAGAGCCAAAGAUGCUUGGAGAGGUUUUAGUUCUUCCUGGCUUCUCGUUUGCCUCGUCCAUGAACACGUACGAAGGGACAGAGGCGGUUGGACCUUCAUUGGUCAAGCACCACUAUGCUGGCUCUUGGAAAAAUGAUCACGGCGGAGAAGUUUAG